CACGGAGCUGCGUCACACACAAUGUCACACAGCCUACUCUGUAGCCGUUUGCGCGCUGCUGUCACUUCUACUCGCCGAGACGGCGACUCAUCCAAAGAAAACAAAAUGACCUGGUGUUCACUGGAGAUUGGGUCCUGAUCCGCAGCAUCAAAAGAAAACACCAAGUGCUCCUCACGACUCCUACAGCCGUAAAGAUCGCAGAGAGGAAAACCGGGGUUCACCUUGCCCACUGCAAAAAGGUCAUCUCAACCGAGUCCCAAAGUCGAGCAGCUAUCUAACUGAAGUCUGACUGAACGGUGGGGGUGAGCUUAUAGUGCUCAUAAAUACUGCAGGUCAGUGAAGAGAGGUAUUAAGCAUCAGAGGUAUUAAGCAAAUCCAGGGCGCUCUUCCUGUUUAGGGGAACUCGGUCGACAUGACACUGCCGAGGUGUGCAAGAAAUCUCUUGAUCACCUAUGUGGUCAUCUUUUUGGUGGCUUUUACUUACAUGUACGGAAGUGUUCCCUACUUUAACAUAGAGGUGUUUUUGAGUAAAAGCGCACACACACCUGCUAAUGAUUUACCAAACAACACCGUGCUUGACAUAUUCUUUGAUGGUGAUAAUGAAAGCAUCAUGUGCAACGGUCCAGGGACAUGCGCUCACACCACAGAGACAUCCAUACCGAUUCAGCACCCGGUACAGCACACGGGAGAGCUUGGACAUAAGCGUCCUAAACGCCAAGUGUCACAGCUAAGAUCAUGUUACCUAAGGACAAGCGAUUCGUGUCAUGCGAUGGGGUAGAGUCGGGGCCGACUAGAAGUACAAUGAUCUGUUUUCCAGGGAACAAUGACGCUACUCUGUUCAUACCAUGGCAGCAUCUUCCGCUCACAAAAUGGACCGCUUCAGGUCAUACUGCUUUUACUCGGAAAAAGUCUCUUCACUAUGCAGAUCACGCUCGCGAUGCACAAAGUUACGGUCAGAAAUCUACUUGGUACAUGACGGCUAAAAGGAGGGCCUGGAGGGCACUGGUGGCAGAGGACGGUCACAAAUGGGCUGAUUGGACCUCUGACAUCUGUGCCACUUCCAUUCGCCCUCAAAUCAAUUUAACCCGUUUAGAGCCGGGAAUUCAAAUGCAAAUUAGGUCCGGAAAAUGGAAUUGUGGUGAUAAACCUUGUCUUUAUUUUGUCCUCUCCCCAUACGAAGGAUGGACUGACCCAAAAGGAGAUCCUUUUCAUCUCCUAAUCGUCUGUGUAUCCUCCUUAUUGGAAGACCCAGUAGAGGCAAGGCCUGUGAGUAAAAAUGUGGAGACUAAGCCGUCUGGAUUGAUAGAAAAGUUAACGAAUAAAGUUACUGUCGAUGAUAGAAUGGUAGCAGUUACUGGAGUUACACAACAAGCUAAUAACUGGCUUUUGUUAGCGGAAGCUGCUGGUGGAAUGGUUAAUUCUAGCUGUGUUGUAUGUAUGGGGCCCAGACCCCUGUUGCGUGUAGUACCAGCUCUCCUCCCGCCACGUUGUCUUCUGGAGGUCAUGACUAGAACCAUAUUGAGUAAGGCUUGUAAGAAAUGGGAUGUGGUGUAUCCACUGACCAAAGCUGCGAAGGGAAAGCCUCUAUUCUCCUCCGAAAUUGCAGUGGCUAACUUUUCUUGUAUUGAACUUUCAGGGUCAUUGAGCAGAGUGGGGAACCUAAAUCCCUCAUGGUGUAAGACAACCGUGUAUCAGACGAGUCCCUUAGUGCCGCGUAGCGACGUCUGGUGGUGGUGCGGUGGCAGCAGGCUCUAUGACACCCUAAGGAACUCAGUGGGGCUUUAAAACACCAGCUGGAUGCCACCUCUCUCGUGGCGUUCCAAACCAGGGUGGCCGUG
Molecule: messenger RNA, 1838 nt
Organism: Corythoichthys intestinalis (scribbled pipefish)
Lineage: Eukaryota; Metazoa; Chordata; Actinopteri; Syngnathiformes; Syngnathidae
Exons: 3
Coding region: 736-1785 (349 amino acids)
Source: RefSeq, a predicted model, not a curated record